AUGGCACUAAAUUCUUCUCUCUUAAAACAGAGCAAACUUCUGGAAAAGCUGAGCAUUUGUCAGAGAUACAAAAUCUGGAGAAUCGUCUUAAAAGGAAUGCCACCAAGGAGGACAUCAAAGCUGAUGGUUAAAGAUCUGCUUUUUGAUGACGUGCCGGUGAGGGUGUACUGGCCCAAGACAAAGUCUGAUGGGAGCAGAAGAGGACUGGUGUACUUUUAUGGAGGAGCUUACAUGCUCGGGAGCAUUCAAGCCUAUGAAAGGACCUGUCGCUACCUUGCUCGUAAAAGUGACACCGUGAUUGUCUGUGUCAGAUACAGGCAAGCUCCUGAGCAUCCCUUCCCAGCCCAGUACCAAGACUGCAUCGCAGCGACUGCGCACUUUCUGAAGAACGCCAAGGAAUACGGAGUGGACCCCAACCGUGUUUCCGUUGCUGGGGACAGCAGUGGUGGCGCAAUUACUUCAGCCGUUUGUCAGAUUCUGGUGACUAGAAAGGAUCUCCCUCGGCUUCGGUCCCAGCUCCUGUUUUACCCAUUUCUCCAAGGAGUGGACUUAUGCUUGCCUUCCUAUCAGCAAAACCGUUCCGUCCCUGUUAUGUCCAAGAAGAACGCUGUCGAACUCGGCUUGAGGUAUCUUAAUGAAAAAAUUAAAGAUGUAAGCGGCGUUAUGAGGAACGCACAUGUUCCUGAGGAACUAAGGGUACGCUACAAAAAAUGGAUCAGCGCCGAAAACAUUCCAGAAGAGUUUAAAGUUAGGGACUACGUGGCUGUGGCCCCUGCUCCAUUUUCGGAAAAACUGUACACAAUGUGCAAAUUAGUUUUUGACCCAAUGAUUUCCCCGCUUUUAGGAGAAGAUGAUGUCAUCCGCCAGCUUCCUGAGGCAUUCAUAUUUACCUGUGAGUAUGAUGUUCUCAGGGAUGAUGGAUUGCUGUACAAGAAACGGCUGGAGGAUAACGGCGUACCUGUGACAUGGGUUCACGAUGAGACCGGGUUCCAUGGAAUACUCUUUCCUAUAGAUAGGUAUAUGUUUGAAUUUCAAAAAACGCGGAGCGACUUUCAACACGCCAUACGUUUCUUGGAACGUCUCUGA
Pogona vitticeps (central bearded dragon) is the source of this 1086-nucleotide messenger RNA. Lineage: Eukaryota; Metazoa; Chordata; Lepidosauria; Squamata; Agamidae. The record is from RefSeq and is a predicted model, not a curated record.